Messenger RNA from Austrofundulus limnaeus, 660 nucleotides. RefSeq names its product nuclear receptor corepressor 2. Gene Ontology annotation, cellular component: chromatin. The record is from RefSeq and is a predicted model, not a curated record. NCBI's taxonomy places the organism in Eukaryota, Metazoa, Chordata, Actinopteri, Cyprinodontiformes, Rivulidae. Gene Ontology annotation, biological process: negative regulation of transcription by RNA polymerase II. Gene Ontology annotation, molecular function: transcription corepressor activity.
CGAGCAGGAGAAGGACACAUUCAGAGAAAAGUUCAUCCAGCAUCCCAAAAACUUUGGCCUGAUUGCAUCAUUUUUAGAGAGAAAGACGGUGGCAGAGUGUGUGCUCUUUUACUACUUGACCAAAAAGAAUGAAAACUACAAGAACAUAGUACGAAGGAACAUCAGACGCCGAGGAAGAAGCCAGCAUGGCCAGCAGCAGCAGCAGCAACAGCAGCAACAACAACAAGUGAGCAGAAGCAGCCAGGAGGAGAAGGAGAAGGAGGAAAAAGAGAAAGAGGGGGAGCGAGAUGAGGAGAAAAAUGAAGCUGAAGAGAAAGAAGAUGGAAUGAAGGAUGAUACUUCUGGAGAAGAUGCAGAGGACAAAGAGCCUACUGUGGCUGUCAAAGGGAGACGUACUGCCAACAGCCAAGGCCGUCGAAAAGGCCGGGUUACCCGCUCAAUGACCAGCGAAGGGGAGGAAACCACCACGCCUCCACUCAACAACGAGCUUGGUUAGUCUAGAUUUGCUCCGCCACCAAAUACACACGUCAUAUCUCAUAUUAUUAUAACAAUCCACAAACCUGCUCAUGAAGACUCACUUGAUAUUGUAAUUUGAAAAGGCAAACACUGUGACAAGAUUUAUUUUUUUAUCAAAACCAUUGUAAGUCAGUGUUGUCAUCU